Molecule: messenger RNA, 19985 nt
Organism: Ostrea edulis (European flat oyster)
Lineage: Eukaryota; Metazoa; Mollusca; Bivalvia; Ostreida; Ostreidae
Product: cytochrome P450 2B5-like
Exons: 8
Coding region: 18062-19531 (489 amino acids)
Biological process (GO): xenobiotic metabolic process
Cellular component (GO): cytoplasm; intracellular membrane-bounded organelle
Molecular function (GO): oxidoreductase activity, acting on paired donors, with incorporation or reduction of molecular oxygen, reduced flavin or flavoprotein as one donor, and incorporation of one atom of oxygen; heme binding; iron ion binding
Source: RefSeq, a predicted model, not a curated record
GGCUACAAAUUAGAUCUGCAUGUAGGCAGACUUGGUUGCAAAUAAGGUGUGAUAUAUAUAUAUUUUUAAAAACCUUGGAAAUUAAUGUGAUUGUUAAUGAUCAUAACAACGUUUUCUCAAGCUUGUGUAGUUUUCAAGCAACUCCCGUUUGCCACCUGUCCGGGAUACAACGAAAUGGUGAUACGGAUCAGCAUCCAGCUGGAUAUGAUGACAAACUCUUAUCGGAAGUGGUAUUUUGGCGUCCUCGUGGUUUCUGGGCUUCCCUCUCUUAUCGUGGGCCAGAUGUUUUACACCUAGAUAGAACCCCUUUCCCACGGCCAGCCUAUGAGGAGAUAUCUUCGGAGUAUAAGAAAUGCAGUAAUACAGGCUCCAACAUUCCUUAGGCCAGUAUAAUUUUUAAAUUUAGUGUAUAAUAGAAUAUAUUAAUAUACUGACCUUUAUAAUUUCAAGGAAACCACUCUUACGCAGAGGUACAUAUCAAAUCAAAAUCUGUUGAGUUGUAUUUGACAUAUUUGUAAUAUGGUACCUAUGCUCUAUUGAUUGACUCUUGUAAUUAUCAUGUUCAACAUCCACAUGCAGGUACUAUUUGCUUUCUGCCCAACAAACAAGGCAUAUGUAUAAUGACAUUUAAAUGCGUCUUAUGCAAUAUAUUUAUGCAUGUCUCAAUUUUGUUACAGUCCAAUAGAAUUCUAGCAGUAAUUUAAAUUCAAUGCAUAUCGAAUCUUUCUGGGUCAGUUACUACGUACCUAUACAUGGUAAUCUUCUGAAUUAGUUUUUAUACUCAUUUUAAUUUUCAAUCGGGUCAAAAUUACUCAUAAUUUUAUGUGGGUUUGAGUUACCCGUGGAUUUUUGUGGGCUGGAAUUACCCAUAUUUAUGAAGAACUUACAGGAAUUCAAAUAUUCAACAACUUUGCUGAGAUUUUGUAAUUCUGGGUUUCCUUUAAUCAGACACAAACUCACUAAAACAGUCUGAAUUCCACUGUGGGGGUCACGCCUAUGUAAGAUGUUUAACUUGUUCAGGCUUAGAUUGCAAGAUAUGAGCCUUUUAGAGAUCAGUGUAGAUAUUACAUUGCUUUGUAGCAUUGGAGCUAGUGAGGACUUGACACUAAAAUAAUCCAUGGUAAAUAUAUCUGAAGAUUCACAUUUUAAUGCUAAAUUUGACUCAUGCAGUUUUCGUAAACUGCAAAUGUUAAACAAAGCAGUGUGUACAUCAUAACUUUUCCCAAGACAUAAUCCGACCAAGUUUUCUUGUUUGAAAUUUCACACUUAUUUUCUUGUCAAACACUUUUUGUGCAUGUUAAUAUGUAUCUAAGAAACCUAAAACAUUGUCUCCAAAUCUUUUAAGAAGGCCAAGUCUCUGCAAAUGGUAUUGAAAAAAUUGGUAGAUCAAAGUUCUGAAUAUUGAAGCCCAUAAUAACAGGUUUUGAAGGAAAAUCUGUUAUAAAGUCUACAAACUGGGUCAAACCAUUGACUUGAUCUGUUGAAGUCGCAUUCUCCCUAUGUAGAGUGAGUUGUCCCAUGUCACAUCUGAGACCUGCUGCAGCUGAUGCUUCUUUACAGACUGGUACACUUGGGUUGAGAUAAAUAUUGAUGGUCCUAUCUUCACAAACUGCAGCAAUAUGUAUGAUGUCAAAUGAUCUACCUGAAAGCAAAACUAAGAAUUAUAUUUUAGUCCAAAGAAAAUAAAAGAAUAUUUAUAAGAAUAUAAUAACUGUGAACAGGGCAAAGGUAAACUAGAGAUAAGAUCUUACUAGGUUCAGUAGUUUUUAAAUCAAAAUACAGCAAGCAGCUUCUCUCUGGAGAAAUCAUAAGAGGCUCUGGAUCAAUGUCAUCAAUAUCGAUCUCGUCCUCAAACAUUUAAAACCAGAUACGUAAAAGUACGGCCUUUCCUUAAUAUAUACAGCAUACUAGUAGGAUACAUGUUCAUUCAAUUUACCAAGCUUUUACAUAAAUGUAGUUUUACUACUAAUGUAAAAAUACUAUAUCUACCAACACGACAGAGCACAGUCUACAAAAUUAAGAAUCAUUGACAAAUCAACAUUAAUAAAACAGUCACAAGAAAGUUUUACAUAAAAAUAUCAAAUGAAUCAAGAAGAAAAUGCAAGUAAAAAGAAUGCAACAAGUAAUCGGGAGAAGAGGUACCAAAUCAGCAUUAACAUUGAACGUCUGUGAGCAUCUGAAUAUCAUGUACUACAAUGUGCAUGUAAAUGUUGAUACAUUCAUAGCAAUGCUUAACGAAAUUUUUACCCCUCUUCUGUAUAUUGUGAAGACAGCGAAAACGAGUUAGAAUCUAUACAGUGAUAUGAAUCUUUCUUAGGAGAACUUCUGUCAGAUCGGUUUCUAAAAUUGUCUAAGAAUUCCUCUAGAAAAUCACAUAAUCUAGAAUGUUGAAAUCUGGGUGUGGCAACAACAAUCUCAGUAGUGUUCUUUGAGAGAAAUUGUCCCCAUUGCAUCUUUAACAAUUGUAAUUCUUGGCAGAAUUUUCUACGAUUUCAAAGGAAAACGAGAGGCCCAUGCACAAACUCGCUCAUAUGAGUCACCUUGGCCCUGCUAUUAUGAUUUUUAAAGAAUAUUAUUCAAUCUUUAUUCCCAUGGAUAUUUUUACUCCAACCUAUUCCAAGAGUCAUGAUAUAACCAAACUUGAAUUCACCCAAUAUAGGAAUGUCUCAAUACCAAUUCCCCUUGUUCUGGAGAACUUUAAGUUCACAGGGUCGGAGUAUGAAAUAAAAUAUCUUCAUAUAAGAUAUCUAUAUACAACGCGGGACAUCAAUGCAUCUAUUUUAGAUAGUUAAAAAUAUAUAGCACUCACGGCUGUGACAGAAGGUGUUUACUCCUCCUGGGAACUUGAUUCCAUCUCUGGUAUAUCCAGAUCCAUAUAUCUGUGUUUGCCCAACUCUCUAUUUUGUAUUCAUUAUUGGAGAUAUAAGAUUGAUCACUGUUUGUGCUCUUCAUCUUUCAUUGAAUAGGUUAGGAUUUUGUAAAAGUAGGUCAAACUCUAAGAUCAAGGUUACCAGGUGAAAAAAAUAUUGCUAUGAAUGCAUAUAUUAAAUAUGAUAGUCCCAGAGCAACGUUGAAAUUUCAGACAGACAGACAGACAGGACAAAAGCAAUAUGCCCACGAACAUGAGUCACAGAAGCAGUAAAAAAAUCUUGAAUUCAUAUAGCUAAGGAUCAUUUGCAUUUAGGUAUGAUUUAAUGUGUCCCUGUUACUUUUUAGAAGAUUUUGUUUUAAUUGAUUUUCUGCAUAUUCCGAUAUGAAAAUGAGAAUAACAUACAAUGAUCAAUCUCAUAACUGCUAUAAGGGGAAAUAGUUAGGUAAACACGGAUCCUUAGACACACCAAAGGCUGGAUCAGGUGUCUAGGAGUAAGCACCCCAUGUCGACCGGUCACAACCACGGUGAGCCCUAGAUCUUCAUCAUUAAAGCUGAAUAAUCCGCACUCGAAAUCAAUGCGUAAAGAACGAAUUAACAAUUUACACAAAAUCAACAUCAGAACGUACAUGUAUGCACUUUCAAUACUUUAUACAACCAUUUCUCACGAUAAAUUCAAGACUAUACUUUUGACAUCGUAGACAGUUGCUUCUUCAACAAAAAUAGAAAAACGGAAAAAUUAGUAUUCAGUGCCAAGUCAUCCAAACAUUACUUUCUUUAAACACCACCAUGAUUCCACGCAUGAGUACUUUAAAGUUGCAAUAAAAAUAUACUAGAGUUCCUAAUUGACAUAUAUUUGUAGUCGUUGGCGAUAAGGUCUUCAAACAGUAUGUUUCAAUUUCCAUGGGCACGAAUUGUUCUCCUUUGAUAGUUGACCUGUUUUAUGCCCUUAUGAAGCAGAGUAUAUUCUGAAUGUUCUAAAUGAAAAGAAAAAAUCUUUUCAACUUGACAUUUAGAGGUAUCGACGAUGUUUUAUCUAUUUCACUCAAAAGUCGAUUCGAUAUAUCCCUGUGAAAAAAGAGACCACAGAGUCCUCAACACAUUCUUUUUACUUAAAUAACUUAUUGAAAACGAACAUUAGCGACAAACUGAGAACUCAACUUUGUCACAAAUGGGAUGAUUUCAGCUUCUCCAUCGUCAACUUCAUAUAUUUAAUAUUCAAUUAGCACAUACAUAUGGUGUUUAUAUCUAUCAACUAAUUCGUUGCGCAAGAGCUUGUUCUGCAGUUUUUAAAUCAAGGCAGGCUACUGACAAACGAGUUGAUUAUAAAGGGGUAUCAUCAGUCUCCUUUAAAGUCAGCAUUUCGCAAGUUCUACGGUCGUUAUAACGAUGUAGUUCGUCAAUACAACCUAUCAUUUGGUCAAAUGUUGUCUGACGUGUUUCAUACUGAUCUUUAGGCCGUUCUUUGCACACUGAUUUUGUCUACGGAUUACUCUGUUUACCUGAUCAAAACAUAGGUUUCAUGGCAGGUGUAACCGGUAGACAGGGUGUACAUACUUGUCCUAGGCACCUAAUCCCACCUCUGGUAUGCCCAGUGGUCUGUAUUUGCCCAACUCUUUAUUCAAAGUAUCUUAAAUUCCUUAUAGAAGUUAUGCGAUAGAUCACUGUUCGUUAUCUUCACUUUUCAUACAUGUAAUACUUACGAGCGUAUCCUGACAUAAUGUCCAAGAUGAAUUAUGUUCGUUAUCUUCAUUUUUCAUAGUAAUUACGAGUGUAUCUUGACAUAAUCUUCAAGAUUAGAAGAAAGUUAUAAGGUUAUUUGAAACUCGUGGUAUUGUGUUGCAUGUUAAACUUCGUGAUGUGAAAUAGCAACGUGUGACACAAGACCAACAUCUUCAGAAGAUCAAUCAGGUUUGCAAGCUUAUUUCCUCUGUUACAACACACUCUUUGUGCAAAUAUUUAAUUAAUUUAAAUAUUUCGGAAUAAGUAAUGAUCUAAAAUAUAGAAAAGAGCGUGCAGAUGUGCUAAUUGAUUCGAGCAAUAUAGCACCAAUGCAUACACGGGGUACAGGCAGCAGUUUUUCACAAUGUAAACAAAAAUGGAAAAUAAGAUCUGGAAUCUUCUUACAUUUAUUGAAAUCAAACAAUUCAUCUCACCUAUAAAUAUUUAUCAAAAGAAUGAAUAUCAGUGGUGUACAAAUUUCAUUUCAUUUUGAAAUGUCCUUUACCAAAAACUAUACAUCAACAUCUGUUUUUAUGUCAAAUAAAGUGCAUUUUAAUUAGUCAAUUUUUGGUUUAAGUACAGAAUAUGUGAAGGCGUAAUCUAAUAGAAAAUAAUUCCUGUGAUAUGUAUUGCAUGUAAUAAUUGUCCGCAAGCAUUUAUCAUUCUUUAAUACUUUGUACCUCAGUUUAUAAAUGCAAGCUGUUGAAUGUGAUUGACACUGAAAGGAAAUUUGGCAUAAUGUAAUAAACAAUCACUAUUGUUACAAUUAUACCGGUUGUGGAUCAGUUGGAAACCCCGAACAUCCUUGAAUUUCUUGUCUAAUUACCAGUGGUCGCCUCAAAUUGCUAGAUGGCCCCUCUGAUUUAGUCUAACUAAUGUAGAGCGUCUAUCAUCAGUGUAAGGGGCGAGGUCAAAAGAUCGAUGUUGGAUAAAAAUCUAGAUUUAAAUAGUUAAGGGGAGAGAGAGUAAAACCAUGCGUGAGUUUCUGUCAUCCGACAUCGAUUACACUUUAAUAGAAAAAAAGACAAGGUGGGGUGGGUCUUGGUGAAAAUUAUGUGCAUGUAGUUGGGGUUUUUUUUUGGGGGGGGGGUGGUUGUGGUGGGUUUUUUUUUUUUUUGUCAGACAUUGAAGUUUUGCUCUCAUCCCUAAGCGUGUAAACUAUCGUAAAAGAGAAUUCCUCUUCUUAUCAUAACACCAAUAGGAUCAGCAAAUAAAAGAAGCGCAUGAUAGAUGGGGCAAGUACUAGUAGCCUGUACUAAGGUACAUGUAUUUACAAACGGUUACGUUGGGGAAAUAAAAUUUAAUUUCCAGUAAGAUAAAGAGAGUGGGAAUUGUCAUAAAAUGGUAAAAGUUUGAUACAUAUCUUUGUUGUCAAGUCUUAAAAGCCCAAAUAGUAUUGAUAGUAUCAACAUUAACCUAAUUCAAUAAUCAUUUUCGUCACCGUAUAUUUGUUUUUCCCAAAUUGAAGACCCUCUACUUAUCAUAUUUCAUAUUCAUAGGAUGGCUUUGUAAACACCCUUAGAUAAAAAAAAAAUAUUUAAGCGGUAGUUUCUUGAUCAACACAUAGUUAUAGUAAAAGACAAAAUGGAAAUCAUCGGUCGAAUAUUCUGUGUUGUCGCUGUAAAUAUGAUAGUAGUUCAGUGCAUCCUUUUGGAGAACAUCGCAAACCAUCCACAGACUACAGCAGCACCUCGUCCAGGGACUCUCAUUUUUCUCAUGCAAGAAGUGAUGCAGAUGAAGAAUGGCAUGAACGUUUUGCAAGGUGUCGUCACCAACCAAUCGGCAAUGUUGUUACAUCAAGCCAAUCAAAUAAACGCCUUAACAAAUAUCAGUAGCUCUAAUGAAAUCAACAAACUUCAUUCGGAAAUAGCAGUUUUGAAAUUUACCAUUGAAAAUGUAUUGAGCGACCGGCAACACUCCUUGAAUAAUGGGAAUUUCACUGAUAUUUUAUCUAAACUGCACAAUGUUGAACAUUCUGUACGACAAUUUACUUUCGCCUUGAAUGAAAAAGCCUCAAAAGCAAAGCUAAAUGCUAUUGACCAACGGCUUGCCUCGUUAUCGACUUCAGUACCACAGAUAUCUAAUCAUGAAGCGUCCAUGGAUGUACUAUGGAAAAAUACUUCGGAACGUGUACUAGCGUAAGAGUAUGACAAAAUCAUCCCAGGUAGGAAUAAUUUGUUCCAUAAAAAACCUUAAAUUUCAAUUUAUAUUCAAUCAUCGCGAAGCACCGUUAAGACUUGCUUCAUUAAAACAUGCGCCAAAUUAAUAUUUUCAAUAUCACUUUAUUGAGUCAUCAUUCUAACCAAGAAGCAUCGACGGCAAGUGCGAAAAACUGUUUUACUAAUCACAUUGCAAUCAUAUUUUCUACACUGGGACAUGUGGUCAUAUUUACUAACACAGUGGGCUUUAAAGAGCUAAAUAAAAUUUUGUAUUAAAUUUCCAACUGCGGAAAAAAUUGCAUAUGUAUGUAUAAACUAGACUAUAAGUACAUUCAAGGUAAAAUGAAUUUAAAACAACUGCGCGGCAAUUUGACUUAUAGGUAGAAUCAGAUUAGUUGGUGCACCAACGUCGUGGAUUGGUAGAGUGGAGGUGUCCUAUAACGGUUCAUGGGCCACAGUUCCCGGUAAUAUGCGUUCUGGUCCAACAUUUGACGACAGGGCUGCCCAGGUUGUGUGUCGUAUCCAACGAGAAGUGCUGCUGCUAUUCUCGGUACAUCCCGCUAUAACUUUGGGAGAGGAACAGGACACAUUGAUAUGAGUCUGUAUGAUUUACAAUGCAAUGGAAGGGAAAAUUCCCACUAUGAAAGCACACGCCAUUCUAUCGAUCUCAAUCCUCUUUAUGAACAUAAGAAUGAUGCUGGAGUCGCGUGUAUGGACGUACGUUUGGCUGCAUGGCGGAUCUUCAUCGAUGAACGGGAGAGUAGAAGUAAAUUUUGGAGAAGGUUGGGGGACAGUGUGUGAUGAUAAUUGGGAUAAUAAUGAAUAGGAUUGUUGGAUUUUAAGAAUAAAGUUUCAGGUGCAAUAUGUAUAUGUUGAUGUCUGAGUAACUCCAUAUUUUGCCUUCAGGCCUUCACAAGCACUUGAUGGAACUCCUCCUACCGGAGGAAUUGGUGUCAUCUGGUUAAGAAGCCUACAGUGCGCAGGAAGUGAAACCUCAUUAGCGCAGAGUAAACACCCAUCUUUGAAUAUUGGUUAUGCUGAGUGCACCCAUGUCGAGGAUGCACGAGUUAUCUGUCAUACGUAGUAACGCAAUUUCAAUGACAAAACCGGCAUAUAUAUGUUACUUAAGGUUUCUAGUUCUAAUUGAUGUUACCGUGGUAAUGUAAAAUUAAAAAUGCAUAAUUGACAUUAAAAUUAUUCCUUUCUACAGUACAAGUAUAUAAUCAUGAAUUUUGGCUCUAUGAAAGAAGAAAGAAGAUGAAAUUAACAGUGAUCAAUAUCGUAAAUCCCAUCAAGAAUUCAAAGUUGAGAGGACAAACACGGAACCCUGGAAGAGUUAGAGGUAUGGUUAGAUGGAUCAUGCCCAGGAGUAAGCAUCCGCUUUAUAUGUAAGAUAUACGCAUAUAAAUUGAGGCAUGAUAACGCUUUAUUUUUAAGUGCCAAUUGCAUAGUCUAUAAAAAUUGUAUAUUAAACAAAGUCUGGAAACUACUUACAUGUAAGGUAUUCAAUGAAAGAUGAAGAUUCGAUGUAAAACGAUAUUCCAUAUCUAGGUAAUGGAUUGUGAGAUUUUUGUAAUCAUGAUAGCAUUUUGUAGGUUCAUCCAAGGAAAAUAAACCACCAUAGGAUAUUUCAAAAAAAAAUUCCUGCUCGAUUCAUUUCACCUAGAAUUUUACAUUGAAGUGUAUGGGAAGAGCGUGUUUUAUUAAAUUAUUUUUCAAAGAAAUUAUAUCUUUAUACAAAUCUCUUGGUAGAAAGUUACAUAUACUUUCUCUUUAUAUGAAAUAAAAGUAAUCAUUCACCACACACAUUUCUAGAAAGUUAGAUUUUCCUUAUUUUCAGAAAGGGCAGAUAACUCUUCAAAAAAGUCUCAAGUGCAAAAAGGUCGGUUUCUAAUCAUUUACCAGUCAUGUGAAUUCCAUCUACUUCAAUUUCAUCAUUAUUUAACAAUAAACAUUUAGUUGAUUUAAAUCCUUCAAAAUUGUUCAAUAUCCUUUCGUUAUACAUGGAAUACGUUGUGUACCUUAAGGAAAGUGAACAUGAAAAAAAAAAUACUUCUAGUUGUUGCUUAGUAAACUUAAAAGACCUCCUGAAACUAAAUAGUGUGACCUGAAACUAAUUUGCUUGUUCUAUUACAAGAUUUGAUCAAUUAAACAUUCUAAAUUAAAGGUCUAUGGAGGUCAUCCAUUAUUUCCAAGCAUGCAUCUGGUGCUCUGCCAUAGAUGAGACACAUUGCUGUUGUUCACUGGGUCAGUUACAGCAGAAGGAGAUUAUGAAUUCAUAUUAGAAAUGAUGGAUAAGGCUUUGGAGCAAACAGAAUUGAAAUAAAAAGUAAUAACAAUGCAUAAAGACAAAUAACUAAACAUCCCACAAAAUAUCUUCAGCUUUUCCAACUAUUGAACUUACUCAAAAGCACUUAUAUAUUUCAAGAUUCAACAAAAUCAAUUAUUUUCAUCAUAUUUUAAAAUGUUUCCAGAGAUAAUUAAGGUAGUGACUGCAUGGGUCAUUGAAAAUUGAUGAAUCUAUAUAUAUUUUUGAUUUUUUACAUACUCGUGUCGUAGUCAAUAGUAGCUGCAACUCAUUAUGAAACUAUCAUAUAAGACUUUCAUGGUAAAUAUUAUGCUACGGUUGUCAUAGUAAUCCCCUUUAUCAACCUUCCGUAACAAUUAGUACAGAUUUUUCAGAUAGUGUUUAAAAUUGAUACAAUAAGGGGAAUGGUACAAAUUUUACAUUAAAGAUAAUAUAAGGCAUGCAUUACAUAAUUGAUGGUUUACAUUAAAAUCUCCAUGAACUUCCAUGUGAACUAAAAGCACGGCUGCUUAUUAGUAGCUUAGCUCAUUUUAGAAACCAAUUAUUCUCCAUAUUAGACAUACUUUCACCCCUCCCCCGAGAUAUAAAUAACCAAUGAAUUCUUUUGAUUUUUACAUACUGUAACAUAUAUUAGUAGCAUUGCAAUGCUUCUUGAAAAUGCUAAUAUUGGUUCCCAGGGUUACUAUGGCACUAUGACUACUUUAGUUAUCCCCCAUCUCCUUACAUGAUUAAUUGUAUCUUGUUUAACGUAACUCUCGAGAAUUUUUCACUAAUAUGGAGACUUCACCAUUGUCCGUGAAGGGCUGCAAAAUGUUGGCCUAUGAUCGGCGGGUACGGCCUUUGGGCAGGGAGGGAGCUUUAUCGUGUCACACUUGCUGCGACACGGGACCUUAGUUUUUAUUUUGCGGUCUCGUCCGGAAGGACCCUCUCCAUUUAGGCGCCUUUUACGACAAGCAAGGGUUACUGAGGACCUAUUCUAAUCCGAAUCUCCACGAGACACCAUCACCUUAUAUAAAUACUACAAUGUGACAACAUAGACUCCGUCGUACUUGUAUAACUACCAAAUAAGUAAUGCGUGCUUUGUUUACUGUUUAUUGCAAAAGUUACCAUAUAACACGGGUCCUUGUUUGCCAACUCUGAAUUUUGUAUUCCCCAUAGGAGUUAUGAGAUUGAUCACUGUUCGUUAUUAUCACCUUUUCAUAUCCUAUACCAUAUACAUGUACCGUUAAGUAUAUAUAAUUGCUGCAUAUGUCAAGAUGCAUUAGGUAUAUUGUUAGGUAAGUGCUCAGGGAUCAUCCAAAACCCAAGGGCGGAUCCAGAGGGGCGGUCCAAGGAGUCCUGCCCCCCCCCUUUUCGGACCAAAAACUUUAAGUUAUUCAAUUUUAACGACACUUUGAGUUAAAAUGAUAUGAAAGGUGGAUACUUACAUGUAAUUGCAUCAUUCAAAUUUAUCAACACCAGUAUAUCAUUUACUUAUACGAUAAAUAAGACGAAACAUUAUUUACGAUAUUUUUGUUAGAUACAAAAAUUCUAAAAAAAAAAAAAAAAAAAAAAAAAUAUGUAAGUAACAUAAAAGUUUUGUUUAAGAAGCAGACAAUUUAAAAGGGAAAAAGAAGUGCCAGGGAAUGCUUAGAAUGCAGAAUUUUGCACCAUUUACCGCAGACUCCUGGCUUAUCGGGAGUAAUCUUUAAAUCAGCCUUUUUUCAAAAACAAAUUCAAAAUCAGAUCUGAGUAUAGCGAUAACAAUUACUAUAACUCGGAAAACAUAUAGUAAAUUAACAAACAUUCUUAUGUAUAAACUGUCUCAAGAUCCCCCUAAGAUGUUAAGUACACAAGCAAAAGGUGUCAAUCGGGUGGGGUGGAGAUUGUGAAAAGUAGCUAAAAGAUGAAGUGCUACACCCCACCUUUCACAAUUCCUGGAUCCACCUAUGAAACCCUAUUUCAUAAUUGUUGAAAUAUAUUUAAAACAAUUGACGGCCUGGCCCCUAAACCAUAUACAUGUAUAUCUCUGCCUCAUAUAUCACGAUGCAUUAAAAUUUCUGAUGGGCAAGUAUCCAGGGAUCAUCCCAACUCUCAACAACUGUCUAUUCAAAUAUCUUUAAAAUGGUUGAAAUUACAACCCCUAUUGUAAAUAAAUUUUCUUGCUGCACUGAGCACCAGGUUUUGUUCAUCGUUUUUCCACCCCUUUUUACCCCUCAAAGGAAAAAGAUUGAUUGAGUUUAUAUUCAACGUCCCUCUCUAGAAUUUUCCACUCAUAUGGAGACGUCACCAUUGCCGGUGAAGGGUUGCAAAAUUUAGGCCUAUGUGCAGCGCUUACGGCCUUUGAGCAGGGAGGAAUCUUUAUCGUGCUACACUUGCUGUGACACGGGGCCUCGGUUUUCGCGGUCUUAUCUGAAGGACCGCCCCAUUUAGUCGCCUUUUACGACAGACAUAGGGUACUGACGACUAUUCUAGCCCGGACACACACACACACACACACACACACACACACACACACACACACACACACACCAUUUGCCCCAGGAUAAAAAUGAAAAUUCCGAAUGUUUAUUGCACAUCUAGAGGACACCGCCUUUUAUAUUCCAAAUAAGAGGUGUCUGAGGAAGAAGAAAGUGUGACUGACAGAUCAGGAUAAUAACAAUAUACCCAACUAUCUUUAGAGAAUGUGGAUGUAAUAAAGAAGUCCAGUAAAGGUGAUAAACUUGUCUUUCCCACACAAAUGACUAGAUGCUAACAUACACUAACGAUAUGUACAGUGUAUAUACGUGUAUCCGGUUUUAUUUUUGCAGGGUAUAUAUUCAGUUGGCGAUGGGAAAAAGUAAAGAGAUAUUGUUUUGCGGUUGACAAUGAUUUGUUUCAUCACGAAGAGAUUGAUAAUAUUAGGAAUGAUUCGUUAAGGUGUGGGUACAUGUAUACUUGGUAUAUAUAUUUUUUUAUUGUUGGCGUUAGUCCUUUCAAGGGUGAACGACUAUGCUUUUUAACAGAUGAGGGAGAUUUGUGUACAGGACAUGGAGUCGAUGGUUACAUGUAGGUACAGUAUGUGGCUUAUAAGUUAUAGUUUUGCGGAUAGCCCACUUUUUCAUCAUACUCAUGGAAAGAUUUCGCAUCAUAUUUUAUUCUGAAACUGACAAACUGACACAUAUGUUAUAUCAUAAGGAUCAUAAUAAAAUCCAUGUUUAAAUAGAAGCUCAAAAGUCAAACUUUAAAGCCUCACAAUACAGUAAAAAACAUAGUCCUCGCGGGAUGCCAGAUUAUAGCCCUCGUGCGACACAUUACAAAUCGGUACGACUUUGUGCAAAUUACAUAUGAAUUGUAAGAAAAAGGGCGAUAUACUCAUCAACAAUCAUGGUACCGGGAUAUACAUACUCUCUAUCAAACAAAUUAAGUAGGCAGAGAGAUGAAAUGACCGAAAUGCAUGGGUUUAAAUCAUCAAUUUCAACAUUGUAGAGUUACUUGUGAAACACGAACGAAGUGUUUGAGGUAAGUACGGGCUUCUGAAUUGAUUGAGCAAGAUAUAUUUACGACACUCUAUGCAAUAUGAUCUUUGCAGAAAUAGUGUGUAUUUUAUGAGAAAAUCGAUCUCAUACUCGGUGAUAAUGCGUUUGCUCCGCUUCGGAGUCAAGCCUUUGUGAGCCACAGUGACGACUCCUCGAUUGUGACGUUGUGCACGGUGUAAUAUGAGUAUUUUUCUGAAUUUUGCUAUGAAAUGAUGUUUUACAUCGUCGGAAACCCACGGUCGGUCACACUUCUGUUACCUGUAAAAGAAGUGCGAAUGGCCAUGGGUUUCCGAUGGUGUUUUUUUUUUUAUAGAUCAGCAUGUUCUACACACGUACAUAUACAUUUACAAAACCAUCCACCUAAAUUGACACACAUACAUAUAAUAUAGAUCAAUCCAGCCCGUUAGAAGAAACGAAAAGAGAGAAGAGAAAAAAUGGUGCAGAAAUUAACAUGUAAAAAAAAGCGCUUAGGAAAUUUAUUGUAGUUAUGAACAUAAGAAACAAUUUUGCAAUUCAAAUCAUAUAAAUACUCUGAAAUACUAUUUAGGUUAUGUAUCAUCUGAAAAGGGAUACCAAUGUCACGAAAUUGCUUAAUAUAUGUUGGACAUUCGAGAAAACAAUGUACAUUUCUUUCCAAUUCGUAGCCACAAUGCAAACAUUGUGGAUCAUCAGUCAAAUAGUUGUUCAAUAAAUCAGCAUUCAAAUUACUAGCUUUAUUUGGAAUCAAAAGGUCAGGGUCACUGUUUUAUAUAAUCUCCAAUGCUAACUAUGCAAACGUUCCCAAAUAUAAUGCUUUCCUCAUUUCUUACUUUCUACUACGCCUUACAUUAAAAUUCUAGAUAAAGGAUUACUUCUAUCACAAACUGAAGUCAGAAUUAUAGAAACAUGAUCGAACAGGACUUUUUUGGUUUCGAUCCGGUUUCGAGUUUUUAAUCGCCCCGCAUCCGGAAGGUCGGGAUUCGAAUCCCGGCCACGACACAGACUAAAGUCGUUAAAACAGGUAGUGACAGUUCCAUCGCAAAACACUCAGCAUCAGGUGUGAAUGUCUCUGGUCCUCGGAGAUCACCUUAAAAACGAAUACCCCGUGUCACAGUAGGUGUGGCACGCUAAAGAAACCUCACUGUUCAAUGGCCCAAAGUGCCGAGCUUGAAGCCGUCCACCGGCUUUGGUGACGUCUCCAUAUGAGUGAACAAAUUUUGAGAGGGACAUUAAACAAGAUACAAUCAAUCAAUCGAGUUUUUGGAUUAAGAAAUAAAUUUUGUAUUUGAUUUGUGCUUGACAAAGUUUAUGCUUAAAUGUAUUUUAUAUUUUAAAACACUUAGAUUCACUCUUUAUUUCUUCAACACUUACCUUGCAUAAACCUAAUCAAAUAAGUAGUAAUCACCUUAAGACGUAUGUCAAAGGUCAAAUAGUGUUCUUGAACUUCACUGGUUGUGUUUUGUGAAAUUGCUUUUGGUUGGUUUUCCUGUUGUGGUCAUUCUUUCUCACCGCCAAAGUUGAACACUCUUUUUCUUGUUUUGAGAGAGGAAAGACUACAUUUUCAGAUCUCGACGGAGGCAUUGUAAAAUAGAUGUUUCUUAAUUUUUGGAAUUAAUUCAUUACUAAUCAUCUUCAUUGCUAAAUGUCAGCAAAUUAUAUCCAGUCUAUAUAUUUGCAAAUUUAAUGAAAUUCACUAGUAGCUGAAUGACAAGCUGGACACAAAGAGAUUUUUUUUUUUCUAUUUCUAUUACAUGUAUCGAGUUUAUUGAUUGCAUUGAUCAAUUAUGUAUAUUUAUCAAAAGUAAAGCAGAGAAUCUACCACGGUACAUUGUCUUUUAUAAUCAUUCGAUUAUCAGUUGAUCAUUGAGUAUUUCAUUGAUUGUUAAAAAAAAUUGAGUUCGACUUCAAAGUGCAAGUAUUUUUCGAAACACUGUAUUUGUAAUUACUAAAUUACAGAGUCCAUGUACACAUUCACAAUAUGAUGUCAGUUUUAAUGAUUAUGUAAUUUAUGACUAUCUGUACUAACCAGUAUAUGUAACUUUAAUUGUUAUCCCCCUUAAUUGUAAUGUUGGUAUAAGUAAUACUGUAUCUUGAUUGAAGUCAUUUACAUAAUAUUGUCAAUUGCUAGUUAAUGUUCUUUGUGAUAUCAUAAUUAAUUUCUCGUGCAUUUCUGGGUUGUGCAUAUGUAUAUUAUAAUAUCCCGCACUGUGGUAUUAAAUUCCCUGAACCCACACAGGAGUUAUUUUCUUUACCUACAACGCUGUUACAAUUAGCCAGUCCUGUGAUAAACGGCAUACUAUCAAACCUGGCCUGGUCGCAUUGGCCUGGCCUCAAAAUUGGCCUGACCCCAAUUUUGGCCUCUAAUAAUGUGCUCCAUUCCAAAUUUUGGCCUGGCCUCAAAAGUUAGCCUGGCCUCAAAUUUGGCCUCUAAAAAUUUUUUUGGCCUCCCAAAAAAAAAAUUUUAAUUCAAAGUUUUGAUUGAUUUUUUUUUAUUUAUUAUUGGUUUUAGUUUUUCAAAGCCAUAGCACAUAAAUGACAUGUUUCUUUUGUUUUGUAAAUGUGCACUUUAAAAUAAUCAUGAACUACCACCAAUCUGAUUGAUUUUAUCGAAUAUCUAUUGAUCAGUUUAUUGAUCAAAUCAUUUUCUUUUCCCUUCAUAUCUGUAUGCACUAGUAUACACCAGAAAACGUAUACACAACUAAUGAAAGAUUGGCAUAGUGAUUUUUUCCCCAGAAUUAUGAGUGAUUUCAUUGAUUUAUUAUUGGUUUUGUUUUUUCAAAAUUGUUGAACAUGAAUGAUAUGUUUGUGUUAUUUUUUGAAUGUGCACAUUAAAAUAACCAUGAAGUACCACCAAUCUGAUUGAUUUUAUUGAAUAUCUAUUGAUGAGUUUAUUGAUUAAAUAAUUUUUCCCUUCCUAACAUAUGUACUAGUACACACCGAAAAAGUAUACGGAACUAAUGAAAUAAUUGGCUUAUUGAUUUUUUCAGAAUUAUUAUUGAUUUCAUUGUUUUAUUAUUGGUUUUGAUUUUUUAUAUUUGUUGAACAUAAAUUAUAUGUUUGUAUUGUUUUGUAAAUAUGCACAUUGAAACUCUCAUUUUACUAAUGAUCCACUUCACUUAUUGAUAAUGAAUUUAAAAAAACAAAUUCACACUAGUUUAAUGAUGAAUCAUCACACUUCACAUACUGCAAAGUAUAGUGUACCGCCUUAAUCGCUCUCAUUGAUGAGAACAAUGAGUUUUAUAUCUAGGAAUAAAAAUACUACCAUAAAUCAUACAGAUUGAAACUACAACUUUUGAUGAAUUAAGGAUGUUCAUAUCUGUUUAAACUAUUUGAAAUAAACAUGUGACACUUGUACUGUAAUGGGAUAUCAGUUCUACAGCACCGGUUUUGACAGGAAGUCAAGGUUGAGGUUAAUCUAUGAUAUAUGGUUUGAAAUGUCACACAGCUCUGCACCGAACGUUUAUUUUCAAUAAUUAUCAGAAUGAAAGAUGAUUUUGAUGACAGUCUAAAACAUUAAGAACAAAAUUAAAGCUGCACUUUGUGAACUUCUAGAUGCAUACACUUUUUUUCUCCAUUAUAAGACAAUAUUAUGAGCAUUACAUGUAUCUGAUAUUUGCUUAGAUAUAGCUGCUGCAGUGGUUAGAUAGAGGUACAAACGAUUUUUUUUUUUUUUUUUUUUUGGUUAACUAAUGCAGGCUUUGAUAAGAAGAGGGCCGGUUGACAGAUUUAAUUUAAUAAUUGUAAUUUGUUCUGUUUUACUGUUGCUUUAUCACAAAACCAGAAAAAAAUUCACAAUUUUGAAAAUUCAGACAGACAAUUUUGUAUACCGUAUUUAGUUUAGGCACAAUCAUAAGAUGAGUUACUAAUUAAAAUAUUUUUGUUGUAUCAAACACACCCUAUUUGCAAAUGUUGGACUGCUCCAUUGUUUCUGUAUAAUGGAAUUUCCAACUUCAGCAAAAGUUUUCAUCACCAUCCUUUAAUAUGGUGAUAGAUAUUCCCUUUAUCCUGACAGGGCAGGCCUUCAGAGCAUGGGAACUUGUUACUUUUGCAAUGAAUAUUGAAACUUAAUUAUAAAAUCAAGAAAGCAAUAUUUAUAAUACAUUAUAUCCGUUUUAAUCUAUAUUGUUCAUUCUACGUAAAGUAUAGAUAAAUGAACACUAAAAUACAAAUUUAAGGAAAUCUAAAAUCCUUAGUUCAUUGGCUAUUAUCAUUAUGCUAGCAAACACUUCACUGUGUUUAUUUUGAUUUUUUUAAAAUGUCAUUUAUCAUGCAUUGGAAAUCAAACAUGUAACACUAAAUGCGUGGUAUCUGCACAUUGAAAACAUUAAGACCACAUGCUUUGUUCUGAAUGUGCACUGCUCUUAAAAUCGAAUUCAUUAUAAUGACAACACAAUUGUAACACUUUCAUAAUAUGUAAAUUGAUAUCAAAUUGAAUUCUAUUUAAUACAAAAUAUAUCAAUAAAUCAAUCAUUUCAUCAGUAUACUUUUUGGUGUACUAGUACAUAAGUUAGGAAGGAAAAGCAAAUAAUUUUGUCAAUAAACUAAUUAAUAGAUAAUCAAUAAAAUCAAUCAGAUUCGUAGUAUUUCAUGUUUAUUCUAAUGUACAUAUAUAAUUUUAUUUCUACAACUUUGAAAAACUAAAACCAAUAAUAAAUCAAUGAAAUUAAUCAUAAUUCUGAAACAAAAUCAAUAUGCCAAUUGUUUCAUUAGUUGUGCAGUCUGUUUUGGUGUGUACUAGUACAUACAAAUAUGAAGGGAAAAGAAAAUGAUUUAUUCAAUAAACUGAUCAAUAGAUAUUCAAUAAAAUCAAUCAGAUUGGUGGUAGUUCAUGAUUAUUUUAAAGUGCACAUUUACAAAACAACAGAAGCAUAUCACUUAUAUGCUAUGACUUUGAAAAGCUAAAAUCAAUAAUAAAUCAAUAAAAUCAAUCAAAAUUUUGAAUUUAAAAAAAUAUUUUGGUUGAGGCCAAAAAAAAUUUAGAGGCCAAAGGAAACAUUAAACCUACUGUUUUUGACUUCUCAGAUAAUGAUCCCUUUAUGCUGACUCCUAUUCAUCGUAAAUCUCAUCACAUGCCUGUUAAAGAUUUGGUUAGAUUUUAAUUUUUGUAUUACUUGUGAUUGAUGAAUAAGUUUACCUACAGGUAAAAUCCAUUGUUCACGAGCACAGACAGUGUUUUGAAAUAUUCAGAUCUAUAAUAAUGUACAUCUGGAACGGUGUGGGCUUUCAUUCAGAGGGUUCAUGAACACAUCUGAUAAGUGAUUAACACGGACUUUCAAGUUCAAAGUGAAAUUCGACAGACGAAGUAAGUAAAUAUAUGUAUACCAGCUAAUAUCUGAUUUUCACUUGACAAAAUAGUAUUUUUUUCUGGGUUUUGUUUUGAAUGGUAAAGUAUAAUUCAAUCCAAUCACGUUGGUGAACGAGCUUUCAUAACGUGUAAACAGUGGAAACAAAUGGAAUGAUGUCCUGAUUUGUUUUUCAUAUUUAAGAUUAUUUGCAUACACACGUUAGAACUUCCAGGCAUCGGACGAUGGACGCUUCGGUUAUCCUGCUUGUAAUCCCGGCCAUGAUUCUGCUGAUUGCAUACCUGUCACGAAGCAGGAAAAAUAUACCCCCAGGUCCACCAGGUGUACCGCUGUUAGGAAAUCUCACCGCCCUCAAAACUGAAGACAUGUUAACCGUACUGAGGAAAUUCCACGAUCAAUACGGAGAUGUCUUCAGCAUAAGACUUUUUCACCAUCACAUAAUCUUUAUCGGAGGACACAGGACAACUCGUGAAUUUCUUAUCAAAAAGGGGGAUAUAUUAGGAGAAAAACCUUAUUUUUUUCUCGGAUCAGAAGUAUUUGAAAAUUGUGGUGUGUUCGCAAGUGCGGGAACACCGUGGAAAGAACGGAGAGCUUUCGGUGUAGCGUCUUUGAGAAGUUUCGGAUUUGGAAAGAGGAAUCUACAAACGCGAAUAAUUGAGGAAGUCGAAUAUUUCCAUGCAGAAAUCGAUAGAUAUGAAGGAAAACCUUUUGAUAUCAAACCACUGAUAUCUAACAGCAUCGCGAAUGUUAUAUCUGUGCUGGUUUUCGGUAAGAGGUUUGAGUUUGCAGACCCAACCUUCACCGAACUUUUCCAACUGUGGAACAAAUUUUUCCUCACUAUUCCCAUGCAGUCGCCGAUCAACCUCUUUCCAUUUUUGAAGUAUUUGCCCGGGGACCUAUUCGCCUAUAAAGACUUCAGACGACGAUUUGAUAGAAUACAUGAAAUUUUAAACAACAUAUUGGACGAGCAUCGAUCGACGUUUGAUGAAAAUAACAUUCGAGAUUUUAUUGACUGUUUCCUGCAAGAACAGAAAAAGCACAAUGGUUCAUCUGAGAACAACACGUUUACAGACAAACAGCUUCUGGUCAUGAUCUCAGAGUUCUUUGCCGCUGGUAUGGAAACUACAUCCACAGCAAUUCGAUGGGGAAUUGUAUUCCUGAUGCACAACCCAGAGGUACAGAGUCGCAUGCGGAAAGAAAUCAACAGCGUUAUCACUUCCGGAAGGUUUCCAACACUAGAGGACAAACCGGAACUUCCUUACUGUGAGGCCGUCUGCUUUGAGAUCCUGAGACUCGGAAAUGUAGCUCCUACCACUGCACCACACGCCGUGAAACAUGACGUAGAGCUCAACGGAUAUGUAAUUCCUAAAAGUGCAACACUAUAUAUAGAUCUAUAUUCAAUAAAUGUGGAUCCUGAGUCAUUUUCUGACCCCCUUACCUUUAAACCUGACCGAUUCAUUGAUGAACAUGGGCAACUUUUUGGAACAGAUAAGAUAGGCUCAUUUUCGCUGGGUCGUCGGGUGUGUAUGGGAGAAUCGAUGGCCAAAAUGGAGUUAUUCCUCUUCAUGACGUCACUCGUUCAACGCUACCAAAUAGAAAACGAGAGAGGGGAACCCUUACCUUCUUUGGAGGGAAUUGUGGGGUUUGUCUAUAGUCCCAAGCACUACGACGCCCGCUUCAUUAGAAAUGAAUAAAUAGUUUCGUCUGUACGAAUAAAAAUCUUUUCUCUGAGAGGUUUCUUGAUUAAGGAGUCUGUUAUGUCCAGCAUUAACUUGCAAAAUACUCAGAUUUACUAAUAUUGUAGUUUGGUCUCAUUUGAGGAUUUUUUAAAUUUCAAAUUUGAAUUCUUAGUGCCAAUGGCGUAUCAUUUUUAUUUAUUUUUUUCGCUUCGAAACAAACAGGCACGGACGCUGUAAACCCACUACAGUUUGGCAGAUUAUCAAGCGUAACUCUUUUGUGAAUUUUGGAUUUCUUAAACAAUAAAUGAAUUUGAAAAGAAAAUUGGUCGAAAACGAAUUUUUACUAAAUUUAAAGGGGGAUUUAAAAAUCAUCUCCACUUGUCCAAUAUUUUAUUGGUUCACUGUAUGACGGAAGGGUAUGUCUGCUAGCAAUAUUAUGAUGCAAUAAAAGUACUUUACCAUUCUCAUG